CGUCCAAAAUCUCAGAUCACGCGGUCGGAAAAUUCCAUAAACUUUAUGAACGGACUAUAGACUUUUUUAUAAUAAUUGCGGGUUGAAUAAUGUGUUCAAGUGCUUCUCAAGCUAGCGAUAAUGAUCCCGUUCGAUUAUCAUGACUAGUUUGUCUACUCAAGAACUUGGUCGAAGAUGAAUAAGCUAGUAGGUUCUAUUUGUUUAUUUGUGAUUUUGGCUGUUAGUCUCAAUGAAGUAAUAGCAAAACCCCAACACCCUGUCGGAAUUAUAAAUGGAACUACCGCAGAAGAUGGAGAAUUCCCAUACAUUGUUCAAUUACAUGAUGAUUUCAAUUAUUUCUAUUGUGGUGGAUCAAUUAUAGGCGACAGAUGGAUUUUGACGGCUGGUCAUUGUGUUUGGGAUAGUCAAUUCGAUCAUGGCGGAAGUAUUCUCUUGGGAACCAAUGUCUUGGGUGGAGGAAAUGGCACCAAAAUUGAAAUCAUAAAUAAAUAUUGGCAUCCACAAUUCAACUAUAACCGGACUACUGCAGGAGAUAUCCCAUAUUUUGAUGUUGGUAUUAUGGAGCUUGAAAAACCUAUUACAUUCGAUUCCAAAGCCCAACCAAUCAAAUUGGUUGAUUCUGAUGAUCAGAUACCAUUCCACAAAAUUGGGAAUCUAUGUGGAUGGGGUACAAACGACACCUAUGGAGAAGAUAUGCCACUUUUACAAAAAGUCAGUUUGCCACUUUUGACCGAUAGUGAAUGCAGGAAAGGAAUUGCCGACUUCGGUCGUGGGGAUGUCUUCAAUAGUUUCCAUAAUUUGUGUACUGAUCAACACUACAACGGAGCAUGCUACGGUGAUUCUGGAAGUCCUUUUGUCAUUGAUGGAAUCCAAUAUGGUAUUGCUUCUUGGGGUUUGCCACCUUGCGGCGCCGCUCCAGGAACCUUGACUCGUAUUUCUACACCUUCCUAUCGUGAAUUUAUCAGAAAUGUGACUGGCAUUUAAAAUUAAAUUAAUGAAAUAAAUGUAGAUAAACCAAUAAUAAAUGUAUAUAUCUUUUUGUUUCCUUAUAUUAUAA
Molecule: messenger RNA, 1057 nt
Organism: Ceutorhynchus assimilis (cabbage seed weevil)
Lineage: Eukaryota; Metazoa; Arthropoda; Insecta; Coleoptera; Curculionidae
Source: the annotation of a GenBank genome assembly